Messenger RNA from Geodia barretti, 1700 nucleotides. NCBI's taxonomy places the organism in Eukaryota, Metazoa, Porifera, Demospongiae, Tetractinellida, Geodiidae. The record is from the annotation of a GenBank genome assembly.
UACUAUGGCGAAGCCGAGAAGGCAGCCAGGGAAGCCAUAGAACUGCAGAGGAAGACUCCGUUUGCUUGUCAUGUAAUGGCUCAUGUGAUUGAGGAGACUAAGGAGGCGGGGGAGGGGGUGGAGUUUCUAACUGGUAGCCGUGGUGAUUGGUCAGACACCGUAUACAACAAUCACCUUACCUGGCACCUUACUCUAUAUCACCUUGGUGGGUGUGGCUCUGUCACCUUGGUGGAACUUGGAGACACAGAGGCUGUUCUGAAUGAGUAUGACACAAUCCUCGUCAAGUCUGUCACCCCCGACAACAGGUUGGGACUACUCGAUGCCUCCUCGUUGCUAUGGCGACUGAAUCUCAUGGGUGUGGAUGUUGGUAACCGGUGGCAACGGAUCACAGACUCCCUGAGAAUCCAUAUUGGGAAGCACGGCUCUUCCUGGUACGAUGCCCAUCUCAUGUUCUCUCUGUGUCACGGGAGACUCUGCGAGGAGACUGCCAGACUGGCCCUCGCCAGGGAAAUGGUCAAGUCAGUGGAGGAGUAUGCCAAGAAUGGUGGCUCCUACGACAGCUCUGUCAGCGAAAUGGUUGGUGUUCCAUGUUGCAAUGCUCUACUGGCAUAUGGAGAGGAGAAAUAUGACGAGGUUGUGUCUCUCCUCGUCCCGCUGCGCUAUGACCUCCACCGACUGGGAGGGAGCUGGGCACAGAGACAAGUCUUCAACCUCACUAUGAUCCAGGCAGCUGUUAAUGCCAGGGACAUCCCCAUGGCAAUGGCUCUUGUUGCCGAGCUAAAGGCCCAGAAGCCUCAGUGCCGCUCUCUCUCCUCCCUCUUCAACUCUCUCAAGACCACCUAUGAUGCCAAGAAUACCACACCCACUGACCACACCCCCUCUAGCCCAGCUCGGAAAAAGCCUCGCACAGAACAAGACAACUCAUAGAAACAUUUUUGAACGUGAAGAAUUUACUUUUAGAUUUUAGAUUUCAAAAAUAUCAUUCUUUUUGUUUUUAUUUAUAGAAAGACUAUAAUUUUUGCUGUUUAUAUAGAAAAAUACAAUUAUUGCUGCUUGACACACAAAACUGCAGCGAACACGAGAAAAUUUGGUGAAAAGGAACAUGGGGAGGAUUUAGAAAGAGUUUUUUGUGAUGUCAUGUGGUCAGGUUGCCCCAAGUCCCCCCACCUCCUCUGCCCCGUUAAUCAUUGACAUGAGGAGGAGAGCGUCGAUCCUCGCCUCCCCCUCGUGAACAAAGUGCUCCAGUCUCAGUUGCUCGGUGACCUCUGUACUGACCUCGAAGAGCGGGGUGAGGAGACACAUGAGCUCCCCAAACCUCCCAGAUCCCCCGACGAGUGCUUGUCGGUGUACUCCUUGAGGGAGAUGUGACUCCUCUUCCGAUGGGCUCGAACCACCUCUCUGUUUCUCAGACAACUGGACUCAGGGUUGAAAAGCACAAUCUCCAUCAUCAGACUGUACUCCUUGUUAUCCAUGUUCACCACCUUCAGAGGCUCCACUAGCUUCUUCAGCGUCACCGAGGCAACCGCUGACACACCCGAGUUGCUGUUGGUAGGUCGAAUGGCCUUCCCUGUCAUACCUAGCAACAGAACCCCAUCAUAGGCAAUGGAGGCCCUGGCAAAGCCCAGCAUGACCAGUUCAGCCACCGUCCUCCGCAGCAGGGCCUUCUGGUCGAGUGGAGAGAGGUCCUCGAAGCCGGUCAC